AUAAUAAUGUGUAUAUAUAGCCAUCAAACCUCCACUCAUUCCCACAACUACUACUACUCAGCUAUACAUACUCAAUACACCUCAUCUUCUUCAUCAUAUCAUCAAGAACCUCCACUUAUUCAUCAUUUACAAUCCAUACAUUUUAUUCUCAUUCUCAUUAAUUCUCAUCCUCAUUAAUUAUCAUCGAUCUACAUAUCGCAAACUACGUAAUUACGUGCUCGAGAUCAGAACAGGAAAUGGGGAUUAGCAGGAAAUCGAAGAAGCUGACAUCCCAAACCGCAAUGAUAAAGCAGAUUCUGAAGAAGCUGGGGAAGAGAGACGGGUACGAUGAAGAAGGGCUUCCCAUGGAUGUCCCCAAGGGACAUUUCGCGGUCUACGUCGGAGAGAACCGGACGAGGUACAUUGUGCCCAUCUCCUUCUUGGGCCAGCCCGAGUUCCAGAUCCUCCUCCAACGGGCCGAGGAAGAGUUCGGGUUUGACCACGACAUGGGCUUGACCAUUCCCUGCGACGAAUACGUCUUCGAAAGUCUUACUUCCGCUCUCAUCAUUAGGUAGUUAAUUAAUUAGUUUAAUUGAUUGAUUAAUUGAUUAAUUACCUAAGCUGAGACGGUUAGCCACGUCAGCAGCCAGCUAGCUUAGAAGCGGCACGAGCGGGGAUGAAGUAUAGACGGUCCAGCUGUACGUACAAGCACUUACAGCACCGUACGCCGUAGAGAGGGCUUUAUGGUGAUCUAACUUAUCGGAUCGGGUCGGGUCGGAGAUGGAUUGGUUGAUGGGAGAUAUGAUUAUUAUGGUCUUUGGUUGAUUAAUUGUUGCAAAUUAAAGCUUAGAAUCUCCUUUGCAGUGGUGGUUGGUUGUAACUAUAAAUGUGCCCUGCGAGGGCCGAUUGAGCGGGAGAUUAAUUAAUUAAUUAAUCGUUGGAAUUGUGUAUUUUAUAAAGUCUAAUAAAAUUGAAUCUUAGUACGUGUUAUUUUUUCUGGUAGAGUUUGAUGAUAAAUUCAAUGUUGUUGGGUGUUACGGUUGUACCUUUUCGUUUUAAUUGAUAGUCUUGACUGGUCGAUUUCAAUCUCAUUAAUUGAACUUCAAUGUCUUGUUCA
Molecule: messenger RNA, 1096 nt
Organism: Cuscuta epithymum
Lineage: Eukaryota; Viridiplantae; Streptophyta; Magnoliopsida; Solanales; Convolvulaceae
Source: the annotation of a GenBank genome assembly